Messenger RNA from Gossypium raimondii (Peruvian cotton), 3306 nucleotides. RefSeq names its product phosphatidylinositol 4-phosphate 5-kinase 1. Gene Ontology annotation, molecular function: ATP binding; 1-phosphatidylinositol-4-phosphate 5-kinase activity. The record is from RefSeq and is a predicted model, not a curated record. Lineage: Eukaryota; Viridiplantae; Streptophyta; Magnoliopsida; Malvales; Malvaceae. The coding region runs from base 368 to 2644 and encodes 758 amino acids. The transcript has 8 exons. Gene Ontology annotation, biological process: phosphatidylinositol metabolic process.
CAACGUUUCCCUAUGCAAAAGCCGCCUCCCUUAGUCCCUUCCUCUUCUCUCUUUUAAUUUCCCCUUUUCCUUAUUUAUUUAUUUUCACUUUCUUUCUUUUUUUUGAUAUAAUUUAAUUUCAUUUCAUUUCAUUUAGGAUUCCCCCAUUCCCACCUAUUUCUCCAAACACACAAAAGCACCAAACAAAAGAAAAAGAAAAAGUUGAGCAAAAAACGAGAAAUUUAUUUUUUGAUAAGCGGUUGCCGGAGCCGGAAAUGCUCUUUUCUCCGGCGUUUUUCGGAGUUGGGAAAUCCAGUAGCUAAGGAGGGAAGUAAGACAUAAAAUAGUUAAGACAGAAAAAGCAAGUUUUUUAAAAGUAAAAAAAAAAAUGGAGGAAGUAGUGCUCAAUGAGCCGAGUGACGUCGUUUUAAACGCCAAGAAGAAGAAAUCCGACGAGGAGAAGGACCAGUUGGUGGUUGCUGUUACGACACCUACGGAUCACCAUCACCGGAGCCGAUCUCAAGCUGCCACACGGCGCGUGACUCCCACGACUACCGCCGCGUCUUUCUUCACCACGGGUUCGGGUGAUACUGUGGAGAAAUUCCUCCCUAACGGUGAUCUUUACAUCGGUAGCUUCUCAACCAACGCGCCACACGGAUCCGGGAAGUACCUUUGGAAAGACGGGUGCAUGUACGAAGGAGAGUGGCGUCGUGGGAAAGCCAACGGGAAAGGUAAGUUUUCUUGGCCAUCUGGAGCCACUUUUGAAGGUGAUUUCAAGUCGGGUCGGAUGGAAGGAUUCGGGACGUUUAUCGGAUCCGACGGCGACACGUACCGUGGGUCGUGGAGCUCCGAUCUAAAACACGGCUAUGGUCACAAGUGUUACGCAAAUGGGGAUUACUACGAAGGAUCAUGGAGGAAAAACCUACAAGAGGGGCACGGCCGUUAUGUUUGGAGUAACGGUAUCGAAUACGUCGGUGAAUGGAAAAACGGAGUCAUCUCCGGCCGUGGAACCCUGAUAUGGGCAAAUGGAAACCGGUACGAUGGGCAAUGGGAAAACGGUAUGCCCAAAGGAGACGGAGUUUUCUCUUGGCCGGACGGAAGUUGCUAUAUCGGAGCAUGGAACGGAGAUAACAUGAAGAAAACUCAAAAGUUGAACGGGACGUUUUAUCACGGGAACGACGGGAAGGAGCAUUGCCUGAAAGGAGGAGAGAGUUUGGUGCUUAUGCCGAGGAAAAGAUCUUCCGUAGAUGGAAGGGGAAGCUUAGGGGAAAGAAACAUGAAUUUCCCAAGGAUUUGCAUAUGGGAAAGCGAUGGUGAAGCCGGAGAUAUCACCUGUGAUAUAAUUGAUAAUGUGGAAGCUUCGAUGAUUUACAGAGAUGGGUUUAGGCAAUUUAGAAAGAAUCCUUGUUGUUUUAGCGGGGAAAUUAAGAAGCCAGGACAAACUAUUUCCAAAGGCCAUAAGAAUUAUGAGUUAAUGCUUAACUUGCAAUUGGGUAUCAGGUAUUCUGUUGGGAAAGAUGCCUCAAUUUUGCGCGAUUUGAAGCCAAGUGAUUUUGAUCCCAAGGAGAAGUUCUGGACCAGGUUUCCUGUUGAAGGAUCAAAGCUUACACCUCCUCAUCAAUCUGUGGAGUUCCGGUGGAAGGAUUAUUGUCCGGUGGUUUUUAGACAUUUGAGGGACCUAUUCCAAGUUGAUCCUGCUGAUUACAUGGUAGCUAUUUGCGGUAGUGAUGCCCUUAGGGAGCUUUCUUCCCCGGGGAAGAGUGGAAGCUUCUUUUACCUUACUCAGGAUGACAGAUUUAUGAUAAAGACAGUAAAGAAAUCUGAAGUCAAGGUUCUUAUAAGGAUGCUUCCAAGUUACUACCAACAUGUUUCUAAAUACGAAAAUUCCCUAGUGACAAAAUUCUUUGGUGUGCACUGUGUCAAACCUAUAGGUGGCCAAAAGACACGGUUCAUUGUGAUGGGGAAUCUGUUUUGCUCUGACUACCGAAUUCAUAGACGGUUUGACCUGAAAGGAUCCUCCCAUGGCCGCUCAACUGAUAAGCCGGAAGAGGAAAUUGAUGAAACCACUACCCUUAAAGACCUGGAUCUUAAUUAUGUGUUUCGCCUCCAGCGGAAUUGGUUCCAAGAGCUUAUGAAGCAAAUUGAUCGAGAUUGCGAGUUCUUGGAGGCUGAGAGAAUUAUGGAUUAUAGUCUUUUGGUUGGACUACACUUUCGGGAUGAUAAUAGAGGUGAUAAAAUGGGGUUAUCACCGUUUCUCUUGCGCACAGGCAAAAAGGAUUCAUAUCAGAAUGAAAAGUUUAUGCGUGGCUGUAGAUUCCUUGAAGCUGAGCUACAGGACAUGGAUCGGAUUUUAGCUGGCCAGAAACCAUUGAUACGGCUAGGAGCAAACAUGCCAGCAAGAGCAGUGCGAAUGUCAAGAAAAAGCGACUUUGAUCAGUAUACACAGGGUGGAGUCGGUCUCUUUUCACAUAGCGGCGAAGUUUAUGAAGUUGUGUUAUACUUUGGCAUCAUUGACAUCUUACAAGACUACGACAUCAGCAAGAAAUUGGAGCAUGCCUACAAAUCACUACAAGCUGAUCCUUCUUCAAUAUCAGCUGUUGGUCCAAAACUCUACUCGAAGAGGUUUCGGGAUUUUAUAGGAAGAAUUUUCAUUGAAGACGAGUAGAGCAUGAUCAGAAGGCUAAUUGGAAUAAAACAUCUGGCCUGUGUCUAGUCCGAAAAUGCCACUUCAGUUCUCCCAUAGCGGGGAAAUCGUUCAGGCCCCUGUUACAAGCUUUGAGCUAAGACUCCACAGGGCACACUUAAAACCAAGCUAGUGAGCAAAACAUCUUGGGAUAGCUCAAUCUCGGCAGACAGCAGCAGGGUUGGAAAUGGUGGUGGGUGAAUUGAGGAUUGAUUCAUCAUCAUCAUGAUUUUGAUGGUGCAAGCUCCUGUACAUUCAAAAGAGAGGGGGGGGGGGGACAGAAAUUGGGGGAUUAUGGUGGGGUUCCUUGUUUUUAUUUUAUUCAAUUUCAUUAUGAUUUGCAUGGGGGUGGAAAUUUUGUGAAUUGUGAAGAUUUAGGGAACAAGAUGGUUCCAAGAGAUAGAUUUAAAAAGUAGGGAGGUGAGGAGAGGAAACUUGGAAUAACAAAGUGUACAGCUUAUAGCAAGGAGAUGGGAAGUAUGAUGAUUUUUUUUUUUUUUGGGUGAGAUAUAUGUUUUGUUAAAAGUUUUUUCUUAAAAAGAAAAAAAAUAUGAGGAAUGAGAUAAAUUAUAAAAAGAGGAGGAUCAGUGAGAAGUCCCAUACUGCUAUGGGAUUAUCUCAUCAUCUCUUUUCCCUUUUAUUUA